AUGUUGCUCUACGCUAAUUGUUUAGUUCCGCAGGGAUGUAAUGAAACUGUCGUCCGCGAGCGGACUGCCGUUGGCACCCCGGCCACCUCCGGCCAAGCAACGGAGGACGCCCCACUCCAGGCCGGUCUUGGCCGGUCUUGGCUUCCGGCGCCGACGUCCACUGACCUGGAUAAGCAGUGA
Colletotrichum destructivum is the source of this 180-nucleotide messenger RNA. RefSeq lists its product as uncharacterized. The record is from RefSeq and is a predicted model, not a curated record. Lineage: Eukaryota; Fungi; Ascomycota; Sordariomycetes; Glomerellales; Glomerellaceae. Bases 1 to 180 code for a protein of 59 amino acids. The transcript has a single exon.